Molecule: messenger RNA, 1136 nt
Organism: Oncorhynchus nerka (sockeye salmon)
Lineage: Eukaryota; Metazoa; Chordata; Actinopteri; Salmoniformes; Salmonidae
Product: farnesyl pyrophosphate synthase-like
Exons: 4
Coding region: 447-863 (138 amino acids)
Biological process (GO): trans, trans-farnesyl diphosphate biosynthetic process
Cellular component (GO): cytoplasm
Molecular function (GO): dimethylallyltranstransferase activity; (2E,6E)-farnesyl diphosphate synthase activity
Source: RefSeq, a predicted model, not a curated record
CCUGUGUGUCAGAUAUAAGGCCAUAGUAAAGUACAAGACUGCCUUCUACUCCUUCUACCUCCCUGUGUGUCAGAUAUAAGGCCAUAGUAAAGUACAAGACUGCCUUCUACUCCUUCUACCUCCCUGUGUGUCAGAUAUAAGGCCAUAGUAAAGUACAAGACUGCCUUCUACUCUUUCCCCCCCUCCCUGUGUGUCAGAUAUAAGGCCAUAGUAAAGUACAAGACUGCCUUCUACUCCUUCUACCUCCCUGUGUGUCAGAUAUAAGGCCAUAGUAAAGUACAAGACUCCCUUCUACUCCUUCUACCUCCCUGUGUGUCAGAUAUAAGGCCAUAGUAAAGUACAAGACUGCCUUCUACUCUUUCCCCCCCUCCCUGUGUGUCAGAUAUAAGGCCAUAGUAAAGUACAAGACUGCCUUCUACUCCUUCUACCUCCCUGUGGCAGCAGCCAUGUACAUGGCGGGCAUCGACAGUGAAGAGGAACACAACCACGCCAAACAUAUCUUACUGGAGAUGGGAGAGUUCUUCCAGAUACAGGAUGACUACCUGGAUUGCUAUGGCGACCCGGCGGUGACAGGGAAGAUUGGAACAGACAUCCAGGACAACAAAUGCGGCUGGCUGGUAGUGACUGCUCUAGGGGUCAUGACCCCAGUACAAAGGGCAGAGCUGGAGUCAUGUUAUGGUCGGCAUGACAGUGUGGAGAAGGUGAAAGCACUGUACAACACCCUACAGAUGCCCACCCUGUACCACCAAUACGAAGACGACAGCUAUCAGCGCUUACAGAAACUCAUCGCGCGUCACGCCCAAAACCUUCCACACGCAGUUUUCCUCAACUUCGCCAAGAAAAUCUACAAGAGAAACAAGUGAAGACUAUGAUGAGAAGACUGUUUUUAUUUAGUGUGUGUUGCACUGUAGCUGGACUGAGGAGGGCUAGUUGGUGUGGCUGCUUCCAUUUCGGUCCCUUGCCCCUACCCCUUCAGUGAACACCAUGGGGUUAAGGGCUAGGGCAGGGCUCUCCAACCCUGGUCCUGGAGAGCUACCAUCCUGUAGGUUUUCGCUCCAAACCUAAUCUAACACACCUGAUUGUAAUAAGAGUGGAAACCUACAGGAGGGAAGCUCUCCAGGAACCGAGUUGGGGAG